AUGUGGGGAAACUUCCACUUCAAGACGUUCGAUGGGGACAUUUAUCAGUUCCCAGUUGACCGAGAACCAGGUUGUGAUCAAUGGAGAAAAGUGGAACUGGACUCCAAAUAUUCCAAUCGCACUUGUGGACUGUGUGGUGAUUUUAAUGGAGUUCCAGUUUAUAGUGAGUUCAUUGAAUCCGGACGGAGGGUUGGCUAUACUGAGUUUGGAAAUAAGCACAGAGUUCCCAACCCAGCACAUUACUGUGAAGAUCCUUUUGAAAACAUCGAUGAGCAAAAUGUGGUGGACAAAUGUGAAAAAUAUCGGGCAGAUUGUGCAGACCUUUUGGAGGAUGAAAAGUGGUCUUCUUGUAGCUGGGUUUUGAACCCUGAGCCAUAUAUCAAGACCUGUACAAAUGAUAUCUGUUCGCGUGAACCUAAAGGCAGAGACACCACCGCACUCUGUGCGACUUUGUCUGAAUAUUCACGCCAGUGUUCGCACGCUGGAGGAGCUCCGCCGACCUGGAGAACAGCAAAAUUCUGUGCUGUCACAUGCCCCUACAAUAUGGUACAUUCUGAAAGCGGCUCCCCCUGUAUGGACACAUGCUCACACAGAGACACAAACAUACUGUGUGAGGAACACAACAUCGAUGGCUGCUUCUGCCCACCAGGAACUGUGUUUGAUGACAUUUCAAACACGGGCUGCAUCCCAGCAGAAAAGUGUCAGUGCAAGCAUGACCGUGUCUACAACAUAGGAGAGGUUCUUCACAAAGAUGAGGAAGAAUGUAUAUGUGAGGAGGGAAACUGGAUCUGUGAGAGUAUUCCUGGUCCUGGCCUGUGCGCAGUAGAGGAAGGAUCUCACUUCACCACUUACGACGGGAAAGAAUUCACUUUCCAUGGAGACUGCAGCUAUGUGCUCUCAAAAGACUGUCAUGAGUCCAAGUUCAUCAUAUUGGGUCAGAUUGUUCCUUGUUUUACUCAUGAAACGGACACCUGCUUGAAAUCAGUUGUGGCGCUGUUUGACAACGACAAGAAAAAUCCUCUGAUUAUUAAAGCUGAUGGGACGGUACAACACAAUGCAGAAGUUUCACUUCCUUACAUGACAGCUGACUUCACGGUGUUCAUGCCGUCAUCAUUUCACAUCAUGCUUCAGACCUCCUUUGGGCUGCAGGUGCAGGUACAGCUGGUGCCUCUUAUGCAGGUGUACAUCACUGUGGACCAAAGCUUCCAGGGACAAGACUUGUGGUCUCUGUGGAAAUUUUAAUAAAGUGCUGACUGAUGACCUGAAGACUCCUCAGGGAGUGGUGGAGGGUAGAGCGGCUUCCUUUGCAAAUGCCUGGAAGGCACUUUCCAACUGCCCCGACCGCACUGAGAGGAUGGACGACCCUUGUUCCUACAGCAGUA
Messenger RNA from Ctenopharyngodon idella (grass carp), 1382 nucleotides. Its product is annotated as mucin-2-like. Gene Ontology annotation, cellular component: extracellular matrix. Bases 1 to 1242 code for a protein of 413 amino acids. The transcript has 12 exons. The record is from RefSeq and is a predicted model, not a curated record. Gene Ontology annotation, molecular function: protein binding. Lineage: Eukaryota; Metazoa; Chordata; Actinopteri; Cypriniformes; Xenocyprididae.